Prunus armeniaca (apricot) is the source of this 1974-nucleotide messenger RNA. The record is from the annotation of a GenBank genome assembly. NCBI's taxonomy places the organism in Eukaryota, Viridiplantae, Streptophyta, Magnoliopsida, Rosales, Rosaceae.
AUGAAACAGAUUCGAACUACUGAGCCAGAUCUUAGCUCGUCUGGAGAUAUGGUGAUUGAUGUGGGUUUUGGCUCUCAUCCUCUUGUGAUUUUGAAUUUUAGAGAUUCAGUUUUGAAACAAGGUGGGCAUGGCUCUACCCGACUUGGGCUUACAAGGAUGGAGGAUGAUAAAAUCACAAUUGAGGCUGAAGAUUUUAUUGUGUCAAAAGGUGAAAUAGGCCCAAGCAUUAAGUUUUCUGAACAUGUUAAAGAACGACUCUACCGGCCUUGGCGAACCUCCAUCAUCAUCAAGCUUAUGGGUAAGUCCCACACGUAUAAUUUUGUCCUUGCUCGUUUGCAACAUAGAUGGGGUAUGAUUAAGGGUCCUUGGAAGCUAAUUGAUCUAGAAAAUGGCUUCUUUAUUGUGAGAUUUGUGCUUGAAGAGGACAUGAAAGUAAUUUUGUGUGGAGGUCCAUGGGUAAUUACUAGGCAAUACCUAGUUAUGCAACGCUGGAAGCCUGGUUUUGACCCUCUGGUGGAACAAGUGACAAGGAUGACUGUGUGGAUUCGUAUUAUUGGUCUUCAUGUUGAAUGGUUCCGUCCUGAGGCCAUGCUCCGUAUUGGGGAUUUACUGGGCACCACAUUCAAGGUUGACUCCAAUACUGUUCCCCAGGUUCGUGGGAAAUAUGCAAGGGUGUGUGUUGAGAUAGACUUAACCCAACCUCUGAAAGCUUUUGUUCAAGUGGAGGAUAACUGGUAUGGCUUGGAAUAUGAAGGCAUUCAUUUGGUGUGCUUUACUUGUGGGUAUUAUGGUCACAAUAAAAAUGUUUGCCCCUCGGUGAUUAAGGCUCCUCAUACUGAUAAUGUCCACAAUAUUAUCCAACCCAUGGAUGAAGUGGUCCUGAGUGGUUCUCCCCUCCCUGUUAAUGAGGCAAGCUCUUCUAUUAAGCUUCAGAUGGAUCCCCAUGAGGCUAAGAACACCUUGAUAGGACCUUGGAGCUUGGUCCAAAAUAGGAAGGGUAGAAAGCCUUUUAAGGCUAGUGUUGACUCAAAGGCUAAAAAGAUUACUCCAAAGAAAAAUGAGGUUCAAGAUGAACGAGGUGCUUACCCUUCUGGGUCAAGGUUUGAGGCCUUAGAUAAUUCUAAUAACAGAGUUGAAGCUCAUGUUUCUAUUCGGAAUGAGGUUAUUGAGGAUGUAACCCAAUUGCAGAUUGAGCCAAAAAAUGGGUAUACUAAACCUUCCAAGUCUAAGGGUCAGAAUAAGUCUAAAGGUAAAUCUCACCAGGCUCUGGGUGAUAUCUCGAAUGAUGGUGUAGUGAAAAAUACCCAUAUUGGUUUUGAGAACAAUAAUUCUUGUGCCUCCACUUGCAAAGUUAGCUUGGUUGCUCGUUCUGAUUCUAAGAGAAAAUUAAAAGGUGUUGCGUCUGGAAAAUCGACAGGAUUUCAAGUCAGGAGUAUUGAUUUUCAAGAAGCCACGUUGGGAGACGUUGUGGCAAGUUUGAAAUCGAAGCUCUCUCCUAACUCUGGUAAGUUUAUUCCUCCUAUUUUACCUGAGGUUGAGCCUCAUGACCCAGGCCCUUCUGAAGAUAAAAUGGAUGAUAUUCCUGCAGAUGAGAUGGAUGAUGACCAUGGGGAUAACUAUGUCCCUCAUAUUACCAUUAAUUUGAAUGCUGCUAUACUAAAAAAAGCUAUGCUAGAUGUUAAAAAUGGAGUUUUUGGUGCUGCUUCUACUUUGGUAAUUGAACUCUUCCAGUCAACGAGAGGUGCAGGGAGUAAAAAAUUCCCUGGAAUUAUGAAAGAUCUAGUUAAAAUCCACAAGAUUGAGAUGCUUGUCAUUUUGGAGCCUAGAAUUAGUGGCAACACCGCCCUCAAUGUUAUUAAGAAACUUGGGUUUUCUAAGUAUCAUGUAGUCGACGCUAAUGGUUUUUCAGGGGGUCUUUGGAUGCUUUGGAAUGAGAAUGUAUCUUGCAUUGAUAUAGUUGCCUACUCUAGGUAG